AUAUCUCUUACUGAUAUAAAAUACAGUAUCAUAUCUCUUGCUGAUAGAAAAUACAGUAUCAUAUCUCUUACUGAUAUAAAAUACAAAAUCAUAUCUCUUGUUGAUAUAAAAUACAAUAUCAUAUCUCUUACUGAUAUAAAAUACAGUAUCAUAUCUCUUGCUGAUAGAAAAUACAGUAUCAUAUCUCUUACUGAUAUAAAAUACAAAAUCAUAUCUCUUGUUGAUAUAAAAUACAAUAUCAUAUCUCUUGCUGAUAUAAAAUACAAUAUCAUAUCUCUUGCUGAUAGAAAAUACAGUAUCAUAUCUCUUACUGAUAUAAAAUACAAUAUCAUAUCUCUUGCUGAUAGAAAAUACAAUAUCAUAUCUCUUGCUGGUAUAAAAUACAAUAUCAUAUCUCUUGCUGAUAUAAAAUACAAUAUCAUAUCUCUUACUGAUAGAAAAUACAAUAUCAUAUCUCUUGCUGAUAUAAAAUACAAUAUCAUAUCUCUUGCUGAUAUAAAAUACAGUAUCAUAUCUCUUGCUGGUAUAAAAUACAAUAUCAUAUCUCUUGCUGAUAUAAAAUACAAUAUCAUAUCUCUUACUGAUAUAAAAUACAGUAUCAUAUCUCUUGCUGAUAUAAAAUACAAUAUCAUAUCUCUUGCUGGUAUAAAAUACAAUAUCAUAUCUCUUGCUGGUAUAAAAUACAAUGUCAUAUCUCUUGCUGGUAUAAAAUACAAUAUCAUAUCUCUUGCUGGUAUAAAAUACAAUAUCAUAUCUCUUGCUGGUAUAAAAUACAAUAACAUAUCUCUUGCCGAUACAAAAUGCAAUGAGCUUCCUGUUGCUAAUGUUAAAGUGUAA
Lottia gigantea (owl limpet) is the source of this 837-nucleotide messenger RNA. RefSeq lists its product as hypothetical. NCBI's taxonomy places the organism in Eukaryota, Metazoa, Mollusca, Gastropoda, Lottiidae. The record is from RefSeq and is a predicted model, not a curated record. The annotation marks the transcript as partial. The transcript has a single exon.